Molecule: messenger RNA, 3004 nt
Organism: Micropterus salmoides (largemouth bass)
Lineage: Eukaryota; Metazoa; Chordata; Actinopteri; Centrarchiformes; Centrarchidae
Product: adhesion G protein-coupled receptor E1-like
Exons: 23
Coding region: 1-2997 (998 amino acids)
Biological process (GO): adenylate cyclase-activating G protein-coupled receptor signaling pathway; cell surface receptor signaling pathway
Cellular component (GO): membrane
Molecular function (GO): G protein-coupled receptor activity; calcium ion binding
Source: RefSeq, a predicted model, not a curated record
AUGAGCUGCUGUGCCAUUUCACUUCUCUUGGGUUCACUCAUCAUCCUUGGCCACUGUGAUUUUCCUCCUGGUUCGUGUGAUGGAUACACAAACAUAACUGAACCAUGGCGCAACUAUUUAUUUACAUCAUCAUCAUUUCCAGAGUUCCCAAAGGAUGAUGCAGAUCUUGUUGGGAUGUGGUGGCGCUUUGUAGGGUUUGGUGGAGACAGAAUUGCAACAGGCUGCUAUGGAGGACCUAUUGGUGGUACACAAUAUUCCAUCCAUUUAGCAGACGGAUAUCAUCCAAGAACUGAAUCUGUAACUCCAACAACAGGAUAUGCAUAUGGUGAUGUUGGAACUUGCAAUGCUUAUACUAUUACAAUAAGCAUAGUCCUCUGUCCUGGAGGAUUCUACAUAUACCAACCAUCAAGUCACCCACACAGCAGUAUGGGUUAUGUAACCUAUCAUUAUAACUGUAAACCAGAAUCUUGUGGACCACUUGCUCAGUGUUCAGGUACUGGAGGCUGUAUCUGUGUUCCUGGGUAUGAAAUGCCCCGAAAACAACUACCCACACCAGAUUCAUUUUAUUGUACUGACAUUGAUGAAUGCCAGACUGCGGGGAUUUGUGGUCCAUACUCCAAUUGUACCAACACGAUUGGAUCGUACUUCUGCACCUGUUUAACUGGAUUCAAUGCAACAUAUCCAGCAUUACCGCCUGGAAAGUCCAGCCCAUGCAAAGAUAUUGAUGAAUGUCUUGAAAAUAUCUGUGGUGAUGAUGGGACCUGCAUCAACAACCCAGGAAGUUACGUGUGUGAAUGCGAUAAAGGCUAUCAUGUUGUACCCGGUGGAACUCCUGUUUGCCAAGAUAUCGAUGAUUGUUUCAACUCCACCAUCUGCGGCCCCGACUCUGUUUGCACCAACACACCUGGAUCUUAUACUUGUGCAUGUCACGUGGGUUACGCACCAACUCAACCAACCAAUGAACCCAGUCCGACCAACACCUGUAUUGAUGUUGAUGAGUGUGUCAAAGAUGCUGCUGUCUGUGGACCUAAUGCCAACUGUACAAACACAAUUGGAUCUUACCUUUGCACAUGCUUCCCUGGUUAUCGGCCAAAUGCUGGCAUGAUAGCCAGUGUUAAUAACCCAUGCACAGAUAUUGACGAGUGCACUGAGACACCUGGUAUAUGUGGUAAACAAACUGUGUGUACUAAUGUUCCGGGGACUUUCUAUUGUUCUUGCCCUGAUGGGUUCUUCCCUACAACUGGAAUCUUGUGGACGUUAGGGGUCUCAUAUUGUAAAAGUGUUCAGAUAAUUCUAGCUGAGAUAAAACCCCCAGAGGGACAGACAAAAGAGAGAACUUUUCUUGGCAACGUGGACCAACAGCUGAAAGACAAUGCAGGCCUCACCUUACCAGUAGCGACUGUGACAAACAGCUUCUCAGCAUCUAUGGAAGUGUCAGGUGUUGGACCACGUGCCAGAACCGUCAUGGUGAGUAGUAAUGGAGACGGGGAGACCGGCAGUGUGAUCCUGGGCAUCUCACACCGUUUAGUGUCUACAUUAGUGCAGCCAGGCCAGAACCAAACCAAGACAACUGCGACAACUUCAACAGUGGAUUUAAGUCUUCAAACUAUCGGACCUGGAAGCAACAAUGCAGCGAUCUCUAGUCUCUCAGCAAAUGGAAACAUUAUGGAGAUCAACCUGGAAGGUCUGGCCAAAAAUAACAAUGGUUCUGCAACAGCUGCCUUUAUGACACUGAAUGGGAUGGAGAGUCUUCUUAGUCAGCAAUACUUUGAAUCAGAAAACAGUACAGAGAUGUACUCAGAUGUCAUCACUGCAAUCUUACCCUCAAUGAACAUCACCAACCUCACAGAGCCUGUCAACUUUACCAUCCAACACAAGAAGACAUUACCUGAAUCUGGUUUCGUGACCUGUGUGUACUGGGACAAUGGAGCAGAAAAUACCAAGAACAUGCGUUGGUCAGUAGAGGGCUGUUGGGUUGCAUACACCAAUGAAAACUAUACGGUGUGCAGCUGCUCUCACCUCUCCACAUUUGCCCUCAUCUUGCAGAUAGGGGAGCCUCCACCGGAUAAUUCUUUCUUAAACUGGCUAAACCGAAUGUGUGUGAUUGUUGGACUAUUCUUCUUUGCUUUGGCCAUCUUCACCUUCCUCCUGUGUAGCUGGAACCCCAAGAUCAACAACACAGCUCGUCUUCACCUCUGCCUCAACCUCUCCUUGUCCCAACUGCUGCUGCUGUGGAACGACAGAUAUGUUGAUCAAAAGCGGUCCUGCACCGUCAUGGCGGGGCUUCUCCACUUCCUAGUUGUUGCAAGCUUUGUAUGGAUGCAGCUGGAGGCGCUUCAGCUCUACCUGUUGGUCCGGAGGCUCUCCAAGGUGCAGGUCAUCCAGAGAGAUGGCCUCCCCAGGCCAGUUCUCUGCCUGAUUGGCUACGGUGUUCCAUUUGUGAUUGUGGGUGUUUCUGCACUGGUGUAUUCUGAUGGAUAUGGUGCUACUAAGACAGGGGUGUGCUGGCUCUCUACACAGCGCAAUUUCAACUGGGCUUUAACAGGCCCUGUGAUUUUUAUCCUUGGACUUAAUUGGAUAUUGUUCUGUGCUACUCUAUGGAAUCUGAGACCCACCUUGGCCAACAUGAAAAGUGAUGUUUCUCAAUCCAAAGACACCAGGUUGAUUGUGUUCAAGAUCCUGGCCCAGUUUGUCAUACUGGGCUGCACCUGGAUUCUAGGCCUGUACCAGACAAACCUUUUCUUUCAGGUCCUCUUUAUAAUUCUUAACUCCCAACAGGGGACGCUUCUCUUCAUUGUCCACUGUGUGCUCAACAAGGAGGUUAGAGAGGAAUAUGUGAAAUGGCUGACCUGUUCUUUCAAAAAGCACAGAGAAGGAGAAUCUGUGAGAGAUGUGCCAUCAGUCUCCGAAGACAUCGACAAGGCUAAUGAAGUUGAAAUGAGAACGACAAAAGAAAGACAGAAGACAGAGAGAAGAAAUGCAAACAAUAUCCACUAGAACCAGA